Messenger RNA from Caenorhabditis briggsae, 1389 nucleotides. NCBI's taxonomy places the organism in Eukaryota, Metazoa, Nematoda, Chromadorea, Rhabditida, Rhabditidae. Gene Ontology annotation, biological process: endoplasmic reticulum organization; protein homooligomerization. Gene Ontology annotation, molecular function: GTP binding; GTPase activity. The coding region runs from base 1 to 1389 and encodes 462 amino acids. The transcript has 9 exons. The record is from RefSeq and is a predicted model, not a curated record.
AUGCCAAAAGUAGUGGUAAUCAGUGUAGCGGGUGCAUUUCGAAAGGGAAAAAGUUUUCUGCUAAACUUUUUUCUCGAAUAUUUGUACAAUUUGCACAAAUCUCAACAGAGUGAUAGUUCAUUGGAAUGGUUGACCGACGAUUGUCAACUUCAUGGAUUUCAUUGGAGAGCUGGUGUCAAGAGGGAUACUGUAGGAAUCUGGCUAUGGGGUGAGCCAAUAAUGAUCGAAUCGGUGACGGGAGAAAUGUUCGCUGUUUUAUUGAUGGACACACAAGGAACAUUCGACAACAAUUCAACAUAUCAACAGUGUAUGACGGUUUUUGCAUUAUCGACAAUUGUUAGUAGUGUACAGAUCUACAACGUAGUGGAUAACAUUCAAGAGGACGCACUUCAACAUCUUUCGCUUUUCGUGGAGUACGGUAGAAUGGCAAUGGAGCAACCGCACAAUUUUGGAAAACCGUUUCAGCAACUAGUCUUCUGCGUUCGCGAUUUCAAAAAUCAAGAAGAAUACGAGUUUGGAGAAAACGGAGGCACUGAUUUCCUGGAAAACGUUUUGCAAACAAAUCCAGAACAGCCUGAAGAGAUCAAAGUGGUCCGGGAGUUGUUGAGAGAGUAUUUCGAGGAUAUUCAGUGUUAUUUACUACCACAUCCAGGAUACAAAGUUGCAGAACGACAGAGUUUCAGAGGACAUGUUAAGGACCUCCGUCCCCUCUUCCGUGAAGAACUCAAAAAGAUGGUGCCCAACCUUCUGGGUCCACAUAACCUAAAACCCAAAAUCGUGAAUGGCAAAACCGUAACCUGUCGAAAAAUGAUGCAAUACUUCAAAGAGUACGCGGCUUCCUUUGAUGGAGAAACUCUUCCACAACCACAGAGUAUUCUGAACGCAAAUGCAAAACUAAUUUGCAUUGAAGCGGCACACGAAGCUAAGGUGAACUACUGUAGAGGAAUGGAUCGAUCUACGUAUGGAACUAGGAUGAUGUCGGAGAAGAAACUUCUCGAAGCACAUAUCAAACAUGGAAUCACUGCGUUGAAUAUUUAUGAUAAAUGCCCAAAAAUUGGAUCGAAUGAAGUAAGAAGGUUGUUGUUGGAGAAGUUGCAAGAGGAUAUUAAUGCCGAACUGGAGCGAUACAAAAGACUGAACGAAGCGAAACGAGUGACAGGAUGUGCGUCUGCAAUGUUGGCGUGUGGAGAUUCUGUAUUUUUGGGUAUCGGAUUGGGCAGCGCUGCUAGUGGAGCAAUUGCAGGUGCUGUUCUGACCCUUCAAGCUGGCGUCGUUAGUCUUGGAAUCGUCGCGAUUCCCAUUUCAUUGACAACACUUUUCUUUAUUUGGGCCUAUGUUUGGACGAAACCAUGUUUUGAAAGAAUUACCAAUAAGAAUAAAACUAGAUGA